AUGAUUGUGGUAGUGCGGGAGUACGGCGCGGCGGAGGUGCGGCGGCUCUGCGGGGGGCGGCCCCUGGCGGCGCUCUACACGUGGCGGCUGGAGGAGGCCCCCGGGGGUUCACAGGCAGAGAAGAGAGCCACGGCCGUCAGCGUCAUGGAUCCCACAGAUGCGCGGGCCCGGCGGACGGUCAACUUGGAUGUGUACGCCGCAAACCCAUCGGCCCUCUUCGCCGCCGUGCGCCCCGCCCUGCGCGCUAUUCUGCCGCCCAUCGCAGCCCCGCAGGUCGUCAUCGUCGUCGACGGCACGCGGCUUACACGCACACACGCGCUGCUCCACACGGAUGACGGACUGCUGCCGCAAUGCUGGCGUCUGCUGCACACCACUCCAGAUUUUAACCGCCUUCUAGCCACUGUGCACAUUGCCGUUGUUGAACUGGAUGACCAUAACAAACUACGAGAUAUCACUCCAAUAACAGGAGCAUCAGCAGCAGCAGCAAUGGUAGAGCCAGACAUCAUAGAGGAUGACGAGGAUCACUUUACAUCCGUCGAAGACGCCUCAUAUUUAGAACUUAGAAGUGAGGAAGAUUUAAUGACAGUAAUACACCACGUCGAUCAGGUUGCAUCACCUGAUCGUCACCAAAUAUUUAGUUUCAUACUCACCUUUAAGAAAGAGACGGGAUUACCAAAUUCUACUAUACAAUUUAUCUCCUUUACACUCUCUGAGGUAGGUAAAGGCAUACGCUCAACACGACACUGUGUAACCACAGCCGCUUCUCUUAUAGAGAGCCGAUCUCCUUCAAUCACUUUUGCAGGAACAAAACUAUCAUUCCUACUUAAACCUGCUCUACUUAAGCAGCAAUCUGGUGUAUGGAUUUCGUGCUUCGCCCCAUCAACCCCACCAGAGGAAACAGAACGAGAAACCUUUCGGGAGGCUUUUUGUAUCGCCUAUACGGCAAGUCGCGUGUACAGUUCGCGUAUCGGAGUAGAAGUAGCAGAACCCACCUUUCAAGUUUUUUCUGAUUUAGAUCAACGUUCCCUUUUCAAUAGUUAUGAUGAACAGGCAGAAAUUCUUCCACGUGUCAACAUACCCACACCGUAUAAACUAGGUUCAUCAUCAUCACCAUUACCAUUGAAAUCCCCAAAUUCCAUCCCUCAACAACGUGUGAAGGAUGUGACGCAUCGAUUAAAAUCUAUACAAUCCCCUUAUAACACUUCUAGGGAAGUAGGGGAUGUUGGUCUUAUUAAUACUCCUUACAAUCAAAGACCAGUGAAUAUUAGUGACAGGGUAGGUUCAGAGGAGAAACGAUCGGGCCAUACAAAUAGUAUUCAAAAAAACCGUCAACAACAAACGAAUCGUCUACCAUACGAUCGUUGUAGUUCACUUGAGAGGCAUCCAUACAAUUGUAGUGCCAGAUAUGAAUUAGAGACAUAUAAAAGGGUAAUGGAACCAGCUAUGGAUCAAUUGCGACGAGAUAUUCAACACUACAUGAAGUUGUUAGAAGAUGCCAGACGUCAGAUACGUAUGUUUAGGCGAGGAAAAGAAGCAGAUGAGCAAAAUAAAGAGAUGGAGAUAGAGGUUCAUCAGUUACGGAAAUCGCUUUCAGAGGCUACCCGUCACUGCAAAUUUCUAGAAACUGAGUUUGCCAGACGAGAGGAGGAAUUAAGGGCAAAGGUAACGGAAGUUCAAGCUCAAUUUAAUGAAGUUACUAGUAAAACGAAAUUGUAUGAUUUACAAGAUGUCUCUUUACAGACGGAUAUUAAAAAUCGACAACACAGUGUUGCCACACAGACACAUGCUUCACUUUCACAGUCUCCGCAGCAAUCGCAUUAUACAGGAAAUAAUGGUUUGGUAACCUCCGAAAAAUUACAGACACAACAACAAUCACCGGUACCAUUACAGUCGAAUGAUACAAAUUUUACCACUCAAUGGCUUGAGGUGGUUGGUUUUCACCAGCGGGAAUUGGAAGAGCACGUUAGCCGUGAACGAGCUUACCGUAGUCGAAUUAUGAGUUUAGAAGAAGCACUAAGUGAACGUGAUGCUGAGAUUGCCAGGAUAAAUACAGAACUGAUGCAGCGAGAGCAGCAGUUCUCUUUAGAAGAAUUGAAAAAUCAGCAGAAGGAACAUGAACGGCAAAUAGAAAGGCGUCAUGCCGAAGGUUUGGAGCAACUUCGUGCAGAAAUGCUUGAAGCACAGAGAGUAAGCACCGCAACGGAACACCGUCUUGAGAUGUGCCUCAGAGAAUUAAAAGAGGAACGUAAACUUCGGGAAGCCUCUGAAGCUGAAUUGCGGCAGUUGCAGACGACAUGUGCCCAACGUUUGGAGAGUGGCACCGCGAAAGAGAUGAUGCUCUUACUAAAAGAAACAUAUGAACGUCAGUUUCAUCAUCUACAGCGAGAGGUAGAGGAGCUACGUCAACGUUCGGUACAGACAACACCGAGGGAGACGACUCCACGUGGCAGUAACUCGGUGGCAUCCACACCGAGGCGAAACUCAAGUGUGCGUCAAACGGCUGGUGGUAUGCUUUCUCCUGCUGUGGAACGAGAUGGGAAUUCCUUUGUACCAGCAAGAAUUGCACAAAAGACAGAAGACUCUGCAUCUUAUGGCGUGGCUGCAGCACCCUCUGGGAGAGUACAGGUGGCCGUUGUGGGAGGGGAUAAGAGACAAUUUGAAGACUUUAUGAAUGAAGAGUCAUCGUACACUUUUCAUCUUCCGAAGGCACUCGAGCGGAUUCGCUCUUAA
This is a messenger RNA of Trypanosoma theileri, 2730 nucleotides long. RefSeq lists its product as uncharacterized. The transcript has a single exon. The coding region runs from base 1 to 2730 and encodes 909 amino acids. The record is from RefSeq and is a predicted model, not a curated record. NCBI's taxonomy places the organism in Eukaryota, Euglenozoa, Kinetoplastea, Trypanosomatida, Trypanosomatidae.